CGAGCGAGGUUGUCUGGCUUUAGCUCCUCUCUUGCAGCGUGACUGGCGGCACUGACUAUGUAACUUCUGUGCAACACUUGAGACAGACACCGGCCUUCAGCGCUAUUGAUAUUCACGGUGCUUUCUUCUGUCUACAUAGAAGUAAUCUAAUAGCCUGGCAUAGCUAGUUCAUGCUACUCAAGUUUACUAAUCUUCUAUUUGAACAGCCUCUUAGGUAAGCAAAUUGGAUGAUUGAACUGUAAAGAUCGUCAUUUCGAUAUAAUUAGAUCAGUACCUUAAUGGGAAUGAGUGACUUGACAGGAAAGUGACUUGAAGUUUAGGUAUCAGUGUGAUUCCACUCCAAUCCCUUCUCUGAAAGCAGUUUACCCGCAAGAGGUUUUCCUGAUCCUGAAACAACGAGCUGACUACGAGAGUUUCCGUCAACGAUCAUCACAAUGACUUCAGAUUCAUGGCAUGUGCUACGGCCGUUGCUGGUGCUCCUGUUGGCGUCUUCAUGUGCAGGCCGCACUGCAUUCGAGAAGCUGACAGAGUACGACUUCCGAGGCACCACUUACUACACCAUCCAGAACCUGUCGCUGUGGGAGUGUCAGGGGUGGUGCAAGGAGGAACCAGAGUGCGCCGCUGCGUCUUUUAGUUUCGUGAUCAACCCGCUGGCGCCUGUCCAAGAGACGCUCUGCUUGUUGCAAAACGAGACCAUGGCUGCCAACCCCUCGGCCGUACCUAAGCGAGCCGUCAGCCUCUACUACAUGAUCAAGCUCACCGUCCGCAGCGACAACGUGUGCAACCGGCCGUGGCAGUUCGAGCGAGUGCCCAGCAAGCGGCUAGCAGGGCUGGACAACGCGCACAUACACGCCAACAGCAAACAGGACUGUCUGGCCGCCUGCCUCAACGAGAAGCGGUUCGUGUGCCGCAGCGCGGAGUACAGCUACGCGACUCUGCAGUGUCACCUCAGCGAACACGACCGUCGCACCGUCGAUGCCGGCGUCGGCCUCGAGGACGCUGCCGGGGUGGACUACUUCGAGAACCUGUGCCUUGGAGCUUCUGAUAGUUGCCGCACGGAUCGCACCUACAAGCAGCCGUCGCUCGGCGUUCCCGAAGAUCAGGUCUCUCACUACGUCGACAUGCAUUACUACGUCGACAAGGAGGUUAUGGCCAACAGCGUAGCUGCGUGCCAACGCGCUUGUGAGAUCGAAACGGACUUCUUGUGCCGGUCCUACCUGUACAAAGGGCCGCCCUCGACCAACAGUCACAACUGCCAACUCUUCCAUCUGGACCAUUACACGCUUCCUGACGGCGCUGACACGUACCAGUCCACUGAUAGACCCUUGCUGGACGAUGGCGAAAGAACAGGCACCUAUUUUGAGAAUGUGUGCGCACGACGGAAUUACAAUAUGAUUUGCAAGCAGGUGACCACCAGAGAUAAGAGAUAUAUCACUCAAAUUAUGUGCUUUGACAAGUCCACAAUCGGACGGCGACGAGUCCUCGCGAGCCGAAAAAAUGGCCAAUUCACAAACAGGGGAACCCUGGACGAUUCUAGUAACGCUAGUGCGAUGACUGGACAGCUGACUGGAUCUAGCAAUGACACAGGUAGUGGACUAAUUAGUGGUUCGACUAAUGUUGGUUCGGUUGGAGGAGGGGUUGGCAGCGUUGGGUAUGGUACUCAGGUGGGCAUAGGUGGAGGUAGCGAUGCUGGAGGAUCAUCUGGUGGUUUAGUUGGUUCAGGACAAACUGUGGUUGGCGCUUCUGGAUCUGGUUCUAUUGUGACAGGAGGAAAUGACAUAACGAGUGGAGUUCAAACUCUUCCCGGAUUGCUAGGGCAGUUCGGAUCCAGCUCUUUGGGUACUGGCGUCCAACAAGGUGGUGUAGCAACACAGCCAGGUACAAUCGGUCUGACAACAUACCCAGCAGGAUCUUUGACAGGAGGGACUUCUUCAACUAGUGGAUCCUCGAGUUCCUCCAAUUUGCAAAUUACAAGUAGUGGAUCACAAUCAAGUGGUAGCUCUCAAUCUUUGGACAGCAUCUCGCAAGCCGCAAGUAGUUCCCAAUCAUCCAGUGCUUCUCAGUCUACGAGUAGUUCUCAAUCGAGUGGUUCAUCCCAAUCAAGUAGUGCAUCAUCUGCGAUUUCGGGUUCUUCUUCAUCGAGCACAUCUCAAGGGUCUACCAGUUCACAAGCAUCAGGUGUCAGUGGCAGCAGUAGCUCGUUGUCCACAAGCGGGUCCGUAUCAAGUGGGAGCAGUUCUCAGUCCACCACCGGUGGUGGUCUUGUGUCGACUUCUCAGUCUGGAUCCUCGCAAUCAGGUUCAUCAGUUACCUCUUCAUCGGGAUCAUCCAGCGCAAGUUCUCAAUCUGGAUCUGUCGCAAGUUCUGCUACUCAAAGUAAUGUGAGCACAGGUACACAAAGCGGAUCAUCUUCCAGUUCCACAUCUCAAAGCGGAGCGUCAUCAAGUUUAACCUCUCAAAGUGGAUCAUCUUCCAGUUCUACUUCUCAAAGUGGGUUAUCAUCCAGUUCUACUUCUCAAAGUGGGUCAUCAUCCAGUUCCACCUCUCAAAGUGGAUCAUCUUCCAGUUCAGCCUCUCAAAGUGGGUUAUCAUCCAGUGCCGCCUCUCAAAGUGGAUCAUCAUCCAGUUCUACCGCGGGGGGAUCAUUCAUUUCUAUCUCUCAGGGUGGGUCGAGUGGUGUGUCUCAGGGAAGCAACGCGGGUUCCCAGUCUUCUCUAACAUCCACUAUUCAGAAUUCGACUGCGGGAGGAUUUUCGAGCAUUCAAGGCAGUGGUUCGUCGAGUCAGACUGCUGGGCAAAAUUUAGGUAGUCAAUCAUCAACUGGGAUUUCUAGUGGUUCAGGGCAGUCGGGGUCUGGGGUAUCGUUGACAGGACAGACGGGAACUGACGGAACUGACAAUACUGGACCUGUAGUUUAUCCUGACGCUUUUCCUGGAGGUGGUCCCGUCGGCGCUUCCAUCACUGGUGAAUCUGGCUAUGGAGGAGAUUCGGCUUCGUCCUCCACCUUCUCUCCUGAUCCUGAUAGCGGAACAUCCGAUGGCGAUUCAGGAGACAUCAAUUGUGAUCCAACUGGAGUUUGCUACGAUGUGUCGGUGCACUGUAAGGACACUCGCAUCGCUGUAGAGGUGGCCACCAACCGGCCUUUCAACGGCCGCAUCUACGCCCUCGGUCGCUCCGAGACCUGCAACAUCGCGGUCAUCAACUCUGAUAAAUUCAGGCUGGACCUAACCAUGGCGGGGCAAGACUGUAAUACGCAGAGCGUUAACGGAGUUUAUACGAACACGGUGGUUAUCCAGCACCAUUCCGUCGUCAUGACCAAAACGGACAAAAUUUACAAAAUUCGGUGCACAUACGACAUGUCACCAAAGAACAUCACCUUCGGAAUGAUGCCAAUCAGACAAGAUGGACUCGGAGAAGACGUCUCGAACAGACUUGUGGUUCGGGACCCAGACAUGAUCCCCAUAACAAGUGCCCCCGAGGCUCCUCCUCCAAGGAUCAGAAUUUUGGACGCUGCGCUGCGUGAAGUCGAAACGGUCCGCAUCGGGGACCGUCUAACUUUCCGCAUUGAGAUUCCCGAGCAAACCCCGUACGGCAUUUUCGCCCGUAGCUGCGUUGCGAUGGCCAAAGACUCGCGCUCCACAUUCCAGAUCAUUGACGACGACGGCUGCCCAGUUGAGCCUGCCAUCUUCCCCGAGUUCACGAAAGUCGGGUCAGCGCUGCAGUCCAUGUACGACGCAUUCCGCUUCACAGAGUCUUACGGCGUGAUCUUCCAGUGCAACGUCAAGUAUUGCCUUGGUUCAUGCGAACCUGCUCGCUGCAAAAACGGCCGUGACGUUGUGCGCUCCUACGGACGUAGGAAGAGGAACGUAAGAAGUCUCUCCGAUGGCCGCGGUCACGUCCAAGAGACGACAAAAGAAGCCGCGCUCGCUGCUGCUGCCAUUUUACCAGUAGACGCUUCUGAGGCUGGCAAUGCCGAGGAAGAAAUGAGCAUCAGCCAAGAGAUCCUUGUUCUUGAUCUCGGUGAAGAGGCCGCUGAUCAUUUCAAAACUGAUCCACACCAGGUGGUCGAAGAAGAGCCAUACUACACAGCCACAAACAAAGUGAACCUCUUUGAAACGUGCCCGACCCGUUCCUCCGUGCUGGCUCUUGCCGUCACAUGCGCCAUCCUCCUCCUGAUCUACGUGCUCACGGUCUUCUACUUCGUCAUGAGGAAGUGGAUCAGGCCCCAGAAGUCCCUCCGGUAAAGUGCAUUAGGCCCCAGAAGUCCCUCCGGUAAAGUGCAUUAGGCCCCAGAAGUCCCUUCGGUAAAGUGCAUUAGGCCACAGAAGUCCCUCCGGUAAAGUGCAUUAGGCCCCAGAAGUCCCUCCGGUAAAGUGCAUUAGGCCCCAGAAGUCCCUCCGGUAAAGUGCAUUAGGCCCCAGAAGUCCCUCCAGUAAAGUGCAUUAGGCCCCAAAAGUCCCUCCGGUAAAGUGCAUUAGGCCACAGAAAGCCCUCCGGUAAAGUGCAUUAGGCCUCAGAAGUCCCUCCGGUAAAGUGCAUUAGGCCUCAGAAGUCCCUCCGGUAAAGUGCAUUAGGCCCCAGAAGUCCCUUAGGUAAAGUGCAUUAGGCCCCAGAAGUCCCUCCGGUAAAACCGUGCUUGUUCUCUCAAACACAUCGUCAAUAUAAAUUGAGUUGCAAUGCAGAAGACAACAGUUGUGACGCUCUGCUCCAACCUACGUCUUCACUGUCAACUGCUUUGCCAUGAGGAAGCAGAUAAGAUUUUAACACGGUACCUCGAUCGUGUUCAUUCGAACUUGACAGGGACACGAAUAAUUGCAUUAAUUAUAUAGUCAUUCCUGCGAAAGCCGUUCCACAGUGCAAUAAUAAUGGGGACUUUAUUCACAAUGUUAUGUUUUAUAAAAUACUAUAGGCAAAAAUUAAUUAAACUGAAAUAUCCAAGACGAUUCAUAGGGUAUCACAUUUAGAAGGCUGCAUCGUUCAGUUGCAUAAAAACCACUGUACUGGAAGUGAAGAAGCUUUAUUUUCAACACACUUCUUGGAACACGCAUGAUGCAAUAUGACUUCUGGAGCACGAUGAGUAUGAACAAUCAAGAAAUGAUACAUACACUUCACCUACAAUCGGUAUAUUAGCCUAUUGUAUCUUAACAUAUCACGCUCUGCUGGUGUGAAAAAUUCGUCGCAUCCGAUGUAUCCGAUCGCAACAAAGUAUGCGAUGAGUGCAGGGAGCCGAGGUAUUUGUCGCGUCACGUGUUGUGCUCUCGUCCUGGACACGUUCAGAACACGCGCUUCUAAUGCUAGGAAAAAGGAAGAGAUCCAGUGUCUGUUGUACGAUGUUUAACUGAUAGGGACUAAUUGUAAUAAAUCCAGGGCUUGAAGGUAGAAAAACAUCUUUAAAUAUCUUAAUAUAAUUAUAUUAAGAUAUUUAAAGCUGUUUUUUUUUAUCUUCAAGCCCUAAAUUUAUUAAAGUGGAGUGGAUUAUGCCAUUAAAUUAAUGGGGAUGAAACCAAAAUAAUAAAAAUUUGAUAGAGCACCAAAAAUAUUUUUGUUUCGAAAUUCAUAAUCAGGGAAGUAAGAUAUGUAGGCGCCGCCACGAGUGUCGCGGCGCGACGGUCUCGCUAAGCUGUUCGUUAAGUUAUGUCGCUUGACAGCGUCGUGCGCUUUGUAGCUGAAACAUAAUACGGGCAUUGCAUCUAUAAGCGUUGUUACGGCAGCUGUUGGUGUUUGUAGUUUGUUAACUUAUUCUGUUUAUUUAUCUCUCUUAAUAGUGUAAGGAUCUGUCGCAUCCUUCAGUAGUUCUAGCAUAACAUUCAUGGAGUCCAGGAUAUCAACUGUUCUCGUGUAAGAUUGAAGUUCGUAGGACCGCUGAAAUAAAUCCAUGACUAACUUAUAAAUUUAUUGAAAGUAAAAGUUUAUCACUGAAACGUGAUGAACUUUUACUUUUCCGUUAAGUGUAAAACACAAUUUUAAACAUUUCCGUUAAGUUUGAAACAUUUUUGGCAAUCGAAUAGCAUGAUCAUAUUUUCGUGACAUAAAAUUAUUUAACUUAAUCAUUAUUCAAUUUAAUAAUAAUUAUUUAUAAAAUGUUAAAUUUCUUUCAUUCAAUUAUACUCCAAGACUCUGUACGCAAUUCAAUGCAAUCUAAUUCCCUGCUUUGUGAACAGACUUGAAGCUGAGUUGUGGAAAUGAAUGAAAAAUGAAAUGAAUCUGCAAUGAAAUUUAUCUGCAUUACUAAGUUUAGAAGCCUGUUUAUUAAUCGCAAAGUUUAUUAAAUGACUACUGCUUUGUCUUGUUCUUAUUUACUAUUUCUCAGUUCAGUAUUUUAACUUUCAGUUGUGGUAAAAUAAUUUCGAUAAAUCAGAAAGCAACCCAGACGGUGUGAAGAAUAUCGAUAAAAUAAUCAAAAGUAAAACAAAGAGAGAAUUGUAACUUUACAUUAAAAUAUGGCGAUUUACCUUCCGUUGUCGUAUUUGCAUUACCUUUAGUUUUUCGGUUGGCAUUUGAACCUGUACUGCUUGAAGCUGCUAGCAAAAUAAUUUUUAUGCUUAUGUUUUACUCAUAUUAUGAAUGUGUUUAUUUUCAACCUGCUCUAUUACUUUAUUCUACUGUUAAUUAAAAUGAACCAACAUUG
Hyalella azteca is the source of this 6628-nucleotide messenger RNA. It is a transcript of the gene tyn, whose product is annotated as serine-rich adhesin for platelets-like. Bases 435 to 4244 code for a protein of 1269 amino acids. The transcript has 19 exons. The record is from RefSeq and is a predicted model, not a curated record. NCBI's taxonomy places the organism in Eukaryota, Metazoa, Arthropoda, Malacostraca, Amphipoda, Hyalellidae.